Girardinichthys multiradiatus is the source of this 2805-nucleotide messenger RNA. RefSeq names its product F-BAR and double SH3 domains protein 1-like. The transcript is spliced from 21 exons. Gene Ontology annotation, molecular function: protein binding. Lineage: Eukaryota; Metazoa; Chordata; Actinopteri; Cyprinodontiformes; Goodeidae. The record is from RefSeq and is a predicted model, not a curated record. Gene Ontology annotation, biological process: regulation of actin filament polymerization; neuromuscular synaptic transmission. Bases 117 to 2243 code for a protein of 708 amino acids. Gene Ontology annotation, cellular component: recycling endosome; neuromuscular junction.
AGAGAGACAGGGAGAGAAGGGGUUACACAUGUGUGAGUUGAUCUACUGAGGAAAUAGCAGCUGAACCCAACUACAACAGUAACAUAGAGAGCAAGCACUGAGGCAACGCAAGCAGCAUGCAGCCACCACCCAGGAAGGUAAAGGAAAGCCAGCAAGUGAAACUACUGUUCUCAGAGCAGCUCAGCAAACUGCAGUCCAAACAACACCAGGACACCGAACUGCUCGAGGAGAUCAGGUCCUUCAGCAAGCAAAGAGCAGCUAUAGAGAAGGAGUAUGGUCAUGCCCUUCAGAGGUUAGCCGUCCAGUACCAGAAGAGAGACUGGCAAAGAGGAAAUACGGAUGCUGUGAUUUCUGGGAGUGUUUUUGGUGUGUGGCGAUCUGUAGUGGAUGUCACAGCUCAGACUGCAGCUUCACGACUUGCUGCUGCAGAAGAAUACCGUAAACUGUUUGGACAAGCCUCCAAAAGUAUCCACAAUGCAAAGGAAAUUCGAGCUAAACGAGGGCUGGAUCGACUGCAGAGGGUGCAGGGUGAGGUGGUGGACGCACUGCGAGAACUGCACAGGGUCAAGAAGAGCUACCACCAUCUGAGUCACAUUGCCAGUGUGGCCAGAGAAAAAGCAGCGGAUGCACAGAUAAGAGCUAGAAAGAGCGAACAUGGGAUUUUUCACUUCAAAUCAGGUCAACAUAAGAUGACUGCUAAGCUCAGUGCCAGGCUGAGAGAGUGUGAGGACCAUUUGAAUGAAGCUCGUAAUGAGUAUCUGUUGACGCUCGCUGCAGUCAACGCACAUCAGCAGCAUUACCAAACUUAUGACUUACCGCUUCUAAUGGAGCGAAUGGACGGUGAUGUUUAUGAUGAUUUGAGACACCACAUCACCCGGCUGUGUGAAACAGAGAUGGACACCUGUAUGGCCACACACAAGCAGUUCAGCAGGAUAUGGGACAAUGUUGCUAAGGUGACCAGAGAGAGGAAUGUUCAGCAGUUUUUGCAGGAGUCCAUUUCCUUCAGAAAAACAUCUGAUUUCAUCUUCCAGCCUGGUCUGCGGGAUAUGGUGUCUGCUCUGCAGGACACACAGGCCUCUGAAGGAGAGAGCUGCUUGGUGAAGGAGGCCAAAAAAUGGGCUGCCAAGGCUGCCAAGGACUACAAGAUUGUUACUCAUGGGGAAAGGGCGCUAGAGAUGCUGGAGAGUCGACUGAAGCUGUUAUCGGGGGAAACGGGUCUCAGUGUGGAGCAGAAGAUUGCAGAGGUUCAGGAGACUGUCAGAAAAGCAAAGCUCAGCAGGGUAAAGGCUGAGGCUCGCCUGGCUCUGCUGUCACACAGUGUCACAGGGAUUGAACAACGGCUCCAUCACGCCAUGAACCAGGCAGAGGAAGAGCUGGAGAGAGAAAGACGUCUCAGCGAGCAAAGAAGGUCCACAGAGGAGUUUUCAGAAGAUGAGUUUGAGCUGACUGACUUUGAGGACUACGAAGAUGAGAAUGGAGACACAUUUGCAGAUCCAGUGUCAGCUUCUGGAGUAUGUGUGUAUCCUGCAGCCUGCAGAGUUAUCUACAGCUAUCAGGCGAGCCAAUCAGAUGAGCUGUCUGUCACAGAUGGUGAGGAGCUUUACGUGAUUGAAGAUGGAGAUGUGGAGGACUGGCUGAAGGUGUCUAACUCUUGUGGACAGGUGGGGUAUAUUCCUGAGCAUUAUGUGCAAUUCCAGUGUCUACCAGCAGAGGACACUGGUCAGCUGGACAGUUCAUUCAGCUCCACUUCCUCCUCAGGGAUAAAAGAGAGAGUAGGGAGAUCAGGUGUUGCCAAAGCUAUGUACUCCUACCAAGCUCAAAGUGCAGAAGAGCUUUCCUUCCAGGAGGGGGCACUCAUUCGCCUCAUACGCUGUCCACAUGGAGAGGUAGAUGAUGGUUUUUGGGAAGGUGAACUAGAUGGGCGAAUUGGGGUCUUCCCAUCAUUGCUGGUGGAGCUCCUACUUGAUGAGGAAGAGAAGGAAGAAAAAGAAGAGAAGCAGCCUCUCCAUGCUGCAACAAUACCUCCCUGCUCACCCCCCAUUCAAAUCCCCUCCGCUUCUGGCAGUGGUUCUACAAACACCACUACUCCCCCUAGUGCUGUGGAGGACAAACAUCAGGCUGUUCACAUUGAAGGGUCAGGGCUUGCAGAGGCUGAGUCUAGAAGCGACACUCCUCCAGACUUCCCCAGUGAUCGAAUAAGACCAUGUCGGGCACCCCCUCCUCCACCAACUAGCUCUACUUAGAUGUGAGAUGGUUGAUCUUCACAGGAAAAAGUGACUUAUUUUGAGCAAAGCAACAACGGUUUGUGCCUUUCAUGCUUUAACAAACAGUUGUUCUCAUUGGUAAGGUUGACAACACAGACACUACGUAGGUCUCUUCAUUAUAGACCUAUUUACAACUGAGAUAUGUGCACACUUAAGCGGUGAGAUAUUAGUAGGAUCAACGUUUCAAAUACUGGGAGAGAUUUUACUCAAUAUUCAAAUGGAAAAUUUAACGCUAUGUAACUAUAACAGGAAUUUUGCAUGUGGGUUUUUUGUAUUUUAAUGUUUUUAGUACCAAAACGUAUUUCAUUUUUUGUACAAUCAAAUGAUUCUGUAGUGUAAUUUAAAUGUAUGCCUUUUUUGUAUAAUGGUCAUUGGUUUGGUAUAAGGCAAUGUCACUGCAAAAGGAAAGAAUAAAACUCAUCCUUGUCUGAAAAUAGUUGAUAUGUUAAUUUUACUGGAAUAAUUUGUAUUACUUCUGUUUAUUGGCAACUUAGUUUCUCUCUCCAGACAAAGUCCUAAAAUUAAAGAAACCUGAAAUGAA